AUGGCAAGCCGUCCAGCAGUGAAAGUCUACAGGAAAUCUGCCGUCCCAGGAGUUUCAAUCACUCAGUUUGUUGAUCGUAUUCCAGCAGGAUGCAGUACACCUGACUUUGAGCGGAAACCUGUCACCUUAUCAUUACAGGAAGGUAAAAACGCCAUUUUCAGAGCUGUAGUCAAAGGUGCCCCAACCCCUGAGGUGAAAUGGAAGCGUGCAAAAGGAGAAAUGAAUGAUCCUACCAGAUACCAAACUUACUUCAAUCCUGCUACAAAUGAAUUCAUUCUGCAGAUAAAUAAACUCACUGCAGAUGAUACUGAUUUGUACCGCUGCUUCGCUGUGAAUGAGUAUGGGGAAGCUGUGUGCUCUGCUGGCCUCAGGAUCAUACAAGUUGGCUUUAAGAGGAAAGCACAACAAGUUCAAGGUCCUUCUGCUGAUGAGUUAAAGAAGAAACUCAAGGACUACAAGAAGAUGCUGAGAAAGCGAGCCCCACAACCACAAGCAAAACAAGUGGACAAAGAAGCAGUCUGGCAACUUCUGCUGCAUGCGGAUAAAAAAGAUUAUGAAAGAAUCUGUAUAAAAUACGGAAUUUCUGAUUUCCGUGGCAUGCUGAAAAAGCUGCAGGAAAUAAGAAGGACCACGGAGCUUGCACAUGGAGAAUUAGUACACAGUAUCAAGAACCUGCAACACAUCAUGGUCACCAAAGACGGAAAGGCUGUCCUCAGUCUAGAAAUGGAACUGAAAAACAGUAACAGCAAAAUUUAUCUGCUUAAGGAUGGUGAGAAGCUGAGAUAUGGAACAGGGGAUGAAUACAGAAAGCACUGCCUGAAACAAGUAGGAAAGAAAUACACUUUCAUUGUCAACGAUGUGCAUCCAGAAGAUGCAGGCUUGUACCAAGUCAAAGUGGAGGAUGUGCCUGUUUUCUCAACUGAGUUGGAUGCUGAAGCCAUUCCUGUGAGAUUUCAGCAGCCACUCCGUGACACGCGUUGCCACGAGGGAGAAGAUGUUGUCUUUGGGUGUACUCUGCGCACGCCCUGCUACGAUGCUGUGUGGCUGCACAAAACCCACCUCCUUGAGGAAAGUGGGAAGCACCAGAUUUCUGUAUCACCUGAUGGUCUGACCCACCAGCUGAUUAUCAAAAAUGCUGACCCCUCUGAUAAUGGCAUGUACACGCUCGACACUGGAAUCUGCUCCUCAAAUGCCUGGCUUAUUGUAGAGUAUGCCAAAGGAAAAAGACAAAAUGAAGAUGAAAGAGAUGAAACUGGCAGGCUGAGAGGACCAUUGUCAGAUAAGGAGAAGGUUAAAAAACUUCGACAAGGAGAACAUCUUGGGGACCAAGAUCAUUUUAUGGACGUUAGCACAGAAGAUGGCUUACGCAGACAUGCCCGAGAAGGCAGCCAAGGCUACUCCAUUGAUGAUGAUGGCAGACAUAGWCUUUUGGGACAAGAAGGGCUAGAUGGAGCCCACAGAAAUGGAAGGAUGGGGUUGGGGCAGUUUUCUAGAGCGGAGAUAGAUGGAGACUYGAUGAGUGAUGGUGGUGGUGGUAGAUUAGCAGGUUUAAGAGACACAAGUGGAAUAGGGGCUUUCCAUGGUGGGGAUUCUUUGACAGGCAAAGCAGGUACUGGUGAUGGCUUAGAAGGAGUAGGUGGAUUGUAUUCCAUGGAUGGCAGAGGUGAUGCUAGAGCUGGAUUCAAAAGUACAGAAGGUUCAGACACUCUUCAUGGUGCUAUGCCUGAAGAUAUUGGUGCAGGAAGUGGCUUCAGAGGUGUAGACGGUAGGGUCUCUCAUGAUGGCAAGGGUAUGUUGGAUAGUGCACGAGGAGAGGGCUCUUGGCAUGACAAGGGUAGUAAAUUAGGUGAUGCUGGUGCUAUGUUUGGUGGACUCAGUCCUGAUUCAACCAGCAGGGGUGGCAUGGGAUCUCCCUACAGUAAAGAUGGUCUAUACAGUGAGACUAGUCCAGGUACUGCAGCUGGUAAGGAUGCUGUCGGUACUGAGAUUGCUGGAGGGAAAGGAUCCCUCUAUGGCAAGGAUGACCCGAGAGUUGGAGCCAGUGGUCCUGCAGGUCAGGGAGGAAGAACUGGCUUGCUGUAUGGCCCAGAUGGUCUGCCAAUUGGAGAUGGAGCCAGAUAUGGUGCAGGUGGCCCUUCUGCAGGGGGAAUGGGAGCUUUGUAUGGCCCCGAUGGUCUACCAGUGGGACUAGGUAUUGGAGAUGCCACUGCUGGUAAACUUGGAGGGUUCUAUGGAAAGCAUGGACAGUCAGGUGAAUCUAUGGCUGGAGAUGGAAACUGGACUGGAGCUGAUGUAGCAGGUAAAGGAGGAAUAUCUCCCUAUGGAAAAGAUGGUCUUCCAACUGGAUUUGGUGUUGGUGGUGCUGGUGUAGUGGGUGCAGAAGGAUUUGGCUCUCUGUAUGGAAAGGAUGGCCUCCCAGCUGGGGCUGAUGUUAGUGGUUUGGGUGGUGCUGGGGCUCCUUAUGGAAAAGAUGGGCUUCCAACUGGGGCUGGUGUUGCUGGUCUGGGAGGUGCUGGUUCUCCCUAUGGAAAGGAUGGUCUUCCAGCUGGGGCUGGUGUUGCUGAUGGCCUCCCAGCUGGGGCUAGUGUUGCUGGUUUGGGAGGUGCUGGUUCUCCCUAUGGAAAGGAUGGUCUCCCAGUGGGAAUGGCAGCUGGGGCAGGUGCCAGUGGUGCAGAUAUGACUGGGGCAGGGGGAGCUGCAGCUUCUUAUGGAAAGGGUGGUCUCCUGGCUGGGGCUGGGGUUGGUUUAACUGCCGCAGCAGCAGCUGGCUCUCCAUAUGGAAUGGACAGUAUUCCACCAGAAUUAAGAGCUGAACUUGGUGGUGCUGGUGGUCAGGGUGUCGGGGCUGUAAGAUCUUCCCAUGGAAAGGAUGGUCUCUCAGCUGGGGCUGGUAUUGGUCUGGCUGAUGGUGAAGGAGUAGUAAGUGCAGGUGGUGUUGGGACUCCACAUGGAAAGGAUGGACUUCCUGCAGGAAUGGGGGCUGAUGUUGGUGUUUUGGGGGGUGCUGGGUCUCCCUAUGGAAAAGAUGGUCUUCCAGCUGGAGUUGGUGUCAGUGGUGGUGCUGGAGUUGAUGCUUUGGGUGGUGCUGGUUCUCUCCAUGGAAAGGACGGUCUUCCAGCUGGAGCUGGUGGUGGUGGUGGUGCUAGUGUUGAUGGCUUGGGAGGUGUUGGUUCUCCCUAUGGAAAGGAUGGUCUUCCAGCUGGGGCUGGUAUCAGUGGUGCCGGUGUUGAUGGCUCUCUCCAUGGAAAAGGUGGUCUUUCAGAUGCAGCAGGUGGUGCUCUAGCUGCCCAUUUACCUUAUGGAGGUGAAGACAGAAUGGGAUCUUAUCACAGCAAGGAUGCUAUGCUGAGCAAAACUCAAGGAUAUUUAGGUGGAGCAGGAGGAGCUGCUCAUGGCAGAUCAUCUUUAGAAGGUGAGGGUGUUAGUGCCUCUGCAACACAAGCUGCUGGAUCUCCCUAUGGCAAGGACAGUGUGACAGCUGGCUCCAGGGCUGGGGCAGGUAGUGUUGGCAGGUUGGGAAGUGAUGAAAUAGAGUUGCAUUCAAUCCAUGGUAGAGAAGGUGGGGUAGAUGCUCUUGGACUGACUCGUCAGUCUGGUCUGGAUUCCCGUCCUGGCAAACUUUCUGCACGGGAUGAAGCUGGAACUGGUGCUCCCAGUGAUAUCAGAGCAUCAGGACAAAAAGUUUCAACCAUUGACAGAGAUUCACUUUCUAAGCAAGGAAGUGCCAGGGUUGAGGACAAGGAUUCAGGACAGUUAGGUUCCUAUUAUGGCAAGGAUUCUGCCUUUGGUGGAGCAGAAGGCAAAUACUAUAGGAGAUAUCCUGAUGCGAGAAAGUUGGGUGUUCUUGGUUCACGGGGUUAUGAUCAGAUGUCAGGUCUCGAUGGAGUACUGGCUUCAAUAAACAGGAGAAUACCUGACCUUGAACUAAAAGCAAAAGAAUACUUGAUGAGUAUGGACAGUACUGAAAAAAGAAGACGUUUUCCCCAAGAUGGUUUGAGAGCACUGCGCUGCCGUGUCGACAAGCCAUUAGUAGAUGUCAGAGUCGUGAAAGGGAAGUCAGCUGAACUGGCUUGUACUGUCAGCAGUAAAGAUGUGCAAGGAACCUGGUUUAAAGAUGGAUUAAAGAUAAAAAAUAUGGAAGGAGUCCUUUUUGAAAAGCAAGGCUCAGUUCACAAACUGGUAAUUGACAAAGUAGAAGAUUUUCACGCUGGAAAAUAUAGGUUUGAAACUGCAGAUAUAAAAACAGAAGCCUCUAUUUUUGUUGAAGAUCCUCCUCAGGUUGACCAAGUUCUCCUCAAAAACCUAACAAAUGUUCCUACUGUGACCAAGGCUGGGCAGAAAGUGAAGAUCAAGAUCCCCUUCGAGGGCCAGCUACCCAUCAGAGCAACAUGGCUGAAGGAUGGAAUGGAGCUGAUAGAUGACACGAGGAUUCGUGUGGAUAAAGCAGAUACCUUUACCAUGUUGUCCAUCUCCAGCAGUGAGAGAAAGGACUGUGGGGAUUACAAAAUCAGGCUGAAGAAUGACCAUGGAGUCCUGGAGAUAAACCUGAAGCUUGUGGUAAUAGACAAGCCCGAGCAACCCACAGGACCCAUCAAAGUCAUAGAAAGCUCCUCAAGCGACAUCACCAUUCAGUGGAAACCCCCAAAGGAUGACGGGGGCAAACCAGUGCAAAACUAUAUUAUCCAGAUGCAGCAAGUAGGCAAGGAAGAGUGGGUGACCUUGGGAGAAACGCCCAAAACCUGUACCACGUUCACUACGAACAAAGUAGAACAAGACAUGGGCUAUUACUUCAGGUUGCGAGCUGUGAAUGUGGAGGGAGCCAGUGAGCCACUGGAAUCAGAUGAGGUGAAGGCUGCCAGUAAAGCUAUACCUGGUCCCCCGGAUCCUCCUGAGAUCGUCAGUACUGGCAAAGAAACGAUCACAAUAUCCUGGAAAGCACCUCAUAACACUGGCAGUUCCCGAAUUGUGGGGUACCUUGUUCAAAAGCGCAAGAAGGGUGCCAGUACCUGGGUGCCAGUCACCAAUAUGCCUGUAGCAGACAGGAAAUUGAAAAUGACCAAUCUAAAGAUGGGGCUGCAGUAUGAAUUUCGUGUGGCAGCUGUCAAUGCUGCUGGUGUAGGAGAGGCCAGUGCAGCAUCCCAGCCUGCCUUUGCUCGGGAUUCCACAGAACCUCCAGGUCAAGUGAGGGACCUUAGAGUGGCCAGCCAUGACAGCACUAGCAUCACCCUGACAUGGAAAGCCCCGGAGACAAAAGAUGGGAUUGAUGUGAAAGGCUAUGAGGUAGAGAUGCGAUCUUAUGUCAACCCCAACUGGACCAAAUGCAGUGUUCUUCCUAUCAAGGCAACGACGUACACAGUUAAGGGCCUGCAAGCCAAAGAGUUGUACUUCCUGCGUGUGAGAGCCAUCAAUGACAGUGGCCCUGGGGAAGCUGCAGAGCUUGAAACUUUUGUUGAGGCUCCUCCUCCUGUUGUUCCUCCCAGAUUCCUAAUAAAUGACAGAGUGAAAAGCUUCCUGGUUAUAAAAGCAGGCAACACCAUCCGAGUGCCAAUGCGUUUUGAAGCAUCUCCAGAUCCGGUAGUGACCUGGUUAAAGGACGGGCAUCCUCUGCCCCAAAGGGCCAAAAUAAACACCGAACAUGGUACCACCCAACUGCUGAUUGAAGCAGCUGAGUUUUCUGACACUGGCACCUACACUGUUGAGCUCCAGAAUGGGUCAGGGAAUAAAGAAUCAUUCAGUUUCCAAGUUCAAGUUACAGAUAUCCCACAGUCCCCUGGACCUGUUGUAUUAGAAGAGAACGUGCCGAAAACAGUGACAGUGACCUGGGAGCCAUCUCCAUCUGAGAAAUGGGAAAGUGAUCUCUACUACACAGUCCUGAAACGUGAAUCACAGAAGGGCUCGUGGCACACAGUUGGUGACAUGAUCUACACCAAUAAAUUCACAUACACAAAACUUAUCCCAGGCCGAGACUACUACUUUAGGGUUGUGGCAAAAAAUUGCUUGGGAACCAGUGGUCCGUCUGAAAAUGUGGAUCCUUGGAGACUUAAAAAACAAAAGGCUGAUUUCCAAAUCAGACAGCGAGAAUACAGGGGAGUUAAUCAAAAUCAACCCCCAAGAUUCCUUGUCCAACUGAAGCCUCACACGGUGACCAUUGGGACAGAGUGCCAAAUGAGCUGUGCUGUUACAGGCCAUCCGCAACCCAAGAUUACAUGGUAUAAGGAUGGCAGGGACCUCUCCAAGGAUCCUACCUAUUUGUGCAAAAACAUCUUUGGUGUCUGCUCCCUGAUGAUCCUAGGAGUUAUAAAAAAUGAUGAAGGAGAAUAUAUGGUAGAGGCCAGCAAUGCAUUGGGCCGUGCAUUCAGYAAAGCUUCCCUCACCAUUACAGGUAACAAUCUUUAA
Messenger RNA from Nothoprocta perdicaria, 6396 nucleotides. RefSeq names its product immunoglobulin-like and fibronectin type III domain containing 1 (gene IGFN1). The transcript is spliced from 24 exons. Gene Ontology annotation, molecular function: protein binding. The record is from RefSeq and is a predicted model, not a curated record. The coding region runs from base 1 to 6396 and encodes 2131 amino acids. Lineage: Eukaryota; Metazoa; Chordata; Aves; Tinamiformes; Tinamidae.